Molecule: messenger RNA, 3132 nt
Organism: Verticillium alfalfae VaMs.102
Lineage: Eukaryota; Fungi; Ascomycota; Sordariomycetes; Glomerellales; Plectosphaerellaceae
Exons: 5
Coding region: 1-3132 (1043 amino acids)
Biological process (GO): SREBP signaling pathway
Cellular component (GO): Golgi membrane; endoplasmic reticulum membrane
Molecular function (GO): protein binding; sterol binding
Source: RefSeq, a predicted model, not a curated record
AUGAUCUGGUAUCUCCUUUAUCCCCUUCGAGGAACGACCGAAGCUCCCGUCCUCACACCUUCCCAUCCUCUACGCCGAGCCUUUGCGUGGUACGGCGCCUAUGCAACUCGUCACGUCAUCACCACACUUCUCAUCUCCACCGCCGUCGCCGCUGUUCUGAUUUAUCCCUUCCCUUUCCUCUAUACCACCGAUUUUACAAAUGGCGCCUCCAAUCUCCCGCACCAUGUCUGGACGCUGGCCCAGCCCAUCGAGAAAGCCGCCGUCGAGCCCGACGUCGUGAUGCGCUCCGUCUGGGUCCACGGGAGCUACAUGCAGGCCCUCGACCGCGAAGUCCUGCUAGGCGCCCUACAACUGCAGGAUGAACUUUUAGGCCCGACAGAGAACUUCGAUCCCCGCCGCCCCGGCCAACCUGCCAUCGAAGUGCGAGAUCAUAGCCUCGACAUGACACCCAAUGACCGUGACGCUUUCCAUGUCAUCAACGGAUUGACAAACCAGUCUUGGUUCUUCCACUCACCCCUGCAGUACUGGUACGGCUCACCUGAGCGUAUCAGCUCAGACACGGACAUCAUAUCCACCGUCAACGAGCGCAAGAGCCAGCCUACCUCCGUCAACACCACGCUCCGGCACUCCAUCGUUUUCAGUGGCAAGCAUUUCGAAGACCGGAGGUUGCUGGCCGCUGAUGCACUCGUCAUCACCCUCAUCCACUUGCGCGAUUCGCCCCCCAUGUCCAUCCAUGACACCAUCGUUCUGGCCCUGGCCUAUGGCUUGUCAAUGCUCUAUUUCUUCGCCGCCUAUCCCGUUGUUGUGCUUUCAAUGAGUCUUGAAAAUAUCUUUCGACUCAUCAAUGCCGUUAUUGCAACACCCUCAGAACACAGCACUAGCAGUCGCAUCGGACACGCCUUUGGCGACACGGCUCCCAUCGCCCUCGCGAGCUCUCUGCAAAAUGUGCUGAUUCUGUGGGCGCUCUCCAAGGUUGUUUCGCCGGGUGUCUCUGCCUUUUGCACUUUUGCCGCCGUUGCCAUCGUCUUUGACUUCUUCUACCUGUCAACAUUCUUCCUGUCGGUCCUGGGCGUAGAUGUAAGGCGCACAGAGCUCAGCGAGGCGCUAGACAAAGCAUCAUCCAGGGUCACUCGACGCCCGAGCGAGUCUGCCGCACGUGCCAGCUGGACCGACGCACUGCUGCAGGGGAAAAUUGCCAUGUCCACACGCAUUGCCGGCACCAUUAUCAUGGUCGGCUUCGUACUGGCUGCUCAGUGGCAUUUCUUCGAGAACCAGACAAUCCUCCGCGUGCUUGGUGGCCUGUUCCGCCUGUCAGACACCAAAUCGAGCUUGACUCAUCAGAAAGAGUCCUUGUUGGUGGAUAUACAUCAGGCCAGAAGUCCAACCUCCUGGCUUCGUCUUCAAGAUCACGAAACCGCUCGGGAGGUCAUCAGCGUCAUCAAACCAUGGGCGCACAGCUAUGUCGCCCAGGUAUAUGAUCCGCUCGUUUUUGUACUGAAAGGGGCCGAUCGAACACCUCAACAUCCUGAGCGACCUUUACUGCCAGCAUUGUACGACUUCAUUGAUCAUCACCUUGUUCGCUUCGUGGUGACUGUCAUACUCGUCCUCGCAGCCGUCCGCUUGUUUAUGAGCUAUCUUUUGUGGAAAGAGGAUGCAGAAUUCAAGUCGGGACAUGACUUCGACAAUGAGCCGCUGACGUCAGUUACAUCCCUGUCAAAGGGGCAUACCCUCGAUAUUGUCCUGAUGGCUGCUUCAGUCGACGGCCAUAUUGUAUCCGUCGGGCUUGACCGCUCGAUCCGCGUGUGGGAUGUUCGGGCUGGACAGGGGCAGUAUGCACUGGGCGAAUUUUCCGAGGCCCCAGAUCGCCUCUUCCCUGUCUCGGCCAUGGCUAUCAAUGAUGAAUGUUGUUGGUUGGCCCUUUUGUCGCCUUCAAAAGCUCAUCUCUGGCAUCUGACAGAGAAAAGAUGGGGUCCUUCGCUUCCCGUCGACCUUCAAGGCCACAAACUCCAAGCCUUCUUUUUCGGUCCUGCCACAACCAAUUCUUUACCCUCCUUAUUCGUGGUUCGCCGCAACGGCACCAUGAUGGAGCUUGCACUCCCAACUCAUACGGUGAAUGAUUUCGCUAUCUGUAGGAGCCCCUUGGUCUCCGUCAAGCCUCUCACCCAAUCAUCCAUGUCUGAUCGCGGCUCUCCUCUUUCUGUUUUGACGGCAUCUAAAAAGGGCUGCAUACAUGUGGCCAAACAACAAGACCAAGGUUGGACUUCCGUGAGCCUUGACAUGCACUCGCUCGAGGACCGAGAUGCUUCUCAGGUCGUACCACUUCCAGGUCUGGACUGUUUCCUCGUGGCACGACAGCACUCGGUUGACCUAGUCGACGGCAAGACGUAUCGGCUUCUGCACGUAUUCGAGACAGGUCCCAUUCAACCCCAGACGCUACGAGCUUUCCACUCAGCUCGAAGGAAACCACAAUGCGGAUCUGUCGGGCUCAUCUCGUUCGGCCUUGCGUACAACGACAACAACACCGGUGAUUGCGUCAUCCAGACCUAUUCACCCAAGGAAGACGGCGAUACCAUUUGCUUCCGCGACUCAAGUGCCCCGGCAAGUCGAAGCUGUUGCAAGUGGCGCGAUACGAUCAUGUCACAGAGGCGUAUCAACAACCCAGGCACGUGGGAGGCUCUGUCAGGUGGCUUCAUCGUUGGCGUACGCCGUGAUCAGCCCCUUCCCGCCCGGUACAGUCCUGACUCGUCGCCCACGACCCAGGGCCUGCGCCGGCGUAUCUACAGCUUCCGACAAGACGACAGGCCCGGCUUGAAGUUGGAUAAGUGGGAAAUAUGGGUCGCUUCACACUCGGGCCGGCACGACGUUUACGAGACAAUGCCGCUGCACUCUGACGACGAGAUGGGCGGCUGUCUCAUGAUCUCGGAGCUGGGGCCGAUGGUCAAGGUCGGCACGGCCUCUGUUGUCGUUGGCUUCGGGACCAUUCUCAAGCUUAUCACUGUCGGGCACGAACACUUUGAGGAUGGCCACUUUGCUGCCAAGGGCCAGGAACUGCUGAACAUCGGCAGUCGGCGACGGAAGCCGGGGGCUGGGACUUUUAGGGCCAGGGCCAACGCGUGGGACAAGAGCCAGUAA